AUGGAGUUCACAGACAUCGUAAACCUUCUUGAUGGCCGAGAGUUCCGGGAAGCCGACAGUCAGAUCAAAAGGGGACGGCUUAAGUACCCUAACAACUCGGCGUAUCUCUGUUUACUGAUAUACUCAGCAUACAAACAGGGCUCCAAAGUUAAAGCUAUAGCAAGUGCCAAAGACUUUGUAAACAAGCACGCACUCAACGAUGCCAACUCUGUUCUCCUUCUCUAUAGACUCUUCAGCCAAGAGGGGUUGACCAAAGAAGCGCAACAGACGUACGAAACGGCAUUGAGGAAGUUCCCCAUACUUGGACCCAAGUUGCUUCCUGCCCUCAUCGAGCAAAUGGUAGAUGGAGUAACCCCUAUAAACAUCAAGCAGAUGGAGAAGUUGCUCAUGCAAUUGCAGAAGGUUUCUGGUGAGACUAAGGAUGUCUAUAAUGCUGCGUUUGCCUGUUCUCUUAUGCCAACUGAUACACUCUUGAACCAAUUGGGUGUGAAGUUGGUAGAAAAGGUGGCAGUAGAGAAUACUCAACAACUCUAUGUGGUGACAAAGCUCAAUUCCAACUUGAGACAAUGGGACGCUGUGAUCGAUGCCACUGAGACGUUUAAGAAGAAGUCCGCAGAAAUUGCAUUGGACUUGGAAAUUGAAACUCUCUAUGUUGAAGCAUUGAUCCAAUCACAGAACUGGACCAAGUUGCGUAUCCACACGUUACCCAAGUUGACUACGUUCAAUGACUAUUCCACGAUCUUGAACUUCAUUCUUGCCCUGAGACAAUUGGCCGAGUCUUUCAAUGCCACAAAGGAACUCCUAGACACUAUACCGUUCAAGAGAAACCGUCUAUUAUCGUAUUUGGAGUUGGCUGUACAAUAUAACAUGCCUCACGAGGUUUACUUGCAACAAUACUACGAUGCCCUCAAAACCAAGUUGUGUUGUUUCUACGAUAUUCGUCAUUAUCCUAAGUUAAAUGCUUUGAAAUUGGAAGAAGGAUCCAAUGAUUCCCAUGUGGAGAUUAAUAACCAGAAGUUCAAGCUUAUUCUUCUGGGGGAGGAUUAUUCAGUAAUUAUCAAGGAAAAUGAAGCCAUUUAUGAAACGGCCUGUGCAAAAAAAAAGUCCUUGGAAAGAUACGAAUUACUUCCUGAAAAUGAGCUUAUACUAAUGAACUUACUACUUGAUGAUAAUGUUAAUGCCUUUGAAAAGACUGAUAGGUUACAUUCAGUGCUUUCUCGUAAUCCAGAUGAUCCUAGAGUCCGGAUGUGGAUGAUGCACUCAUUAGCCCAAUAUGGCCAUUUCACUCAAACAAUACUCGGACACUUUGAAGAUUUAAAAAUUAAAAUGAUCCAAAUCGAUACGUUGGGUUACUACAUCAGCAAUUUAGUCCCGCUGAAGGAAAAUGCCAUGGUGCUAUUCAAUUUAUAUCGUUACUACUUGACAGUUCCGUCUGAGAAUGUUUCUAUGGUGUUACAAGGCAUGGAGAACCAAGUGUACACCAAACUAGAAGGGUUUUUCAACUUCUACAAUAGAAGCUUGAACUCUGUUGGAGAGUUGCAAUUGGCAUUAACCAUUGCAAAGAUGACCACUGUCUUGGGAUUAUCCGACUAUUCCUCCUUCUUUGUUGACCGUAUUAAAACCAGGUUUCAAUUGGAUCUGUUGAACGAUAAUCGUGACUUCAAGACGUUGUGGAAAUUUGGAAUCAACACCAAGGAAGCAGAAGCUUAUGCCAACAGCCUUCUGCUGUUGUUGACGUUAAAACUCGAAUACUACAAGACCCUCUUAUUAAACGAAGGGAACCCAAGCAACGCACAUUCUCAUAUCAAGAACCUCAACAAGUUGUUGAGUGGGGAAGAUACCAAAUCACUAAACAAGUUCGAAACUUGGUUAUACCGAAUCUACUUCAACUUGUUCAAAUGUCUAUUCAAAUAUAACCAGAAAGAAAUGGUUACCAACAUGAACUACUUGACCAAGAACCUCAAGUUCACCAAGGUCAUGCCGAUAAUAGGAGAAUUUUCAGUGCUUUCUUCAGCAUAUACCCUGCUGAUUGUAUCUUUGGUUGAACUAGUACACAACUUGACAGGCUUGACAGAUUUCAAGCACCUCAGAGACCAACUCUGCACAGAUAUAAAGAAGGUUAACAUCAGGUCAUUGGUAGAAGCAGAGCUUGAGAAAACAGGAGCAUCUAAAUUUGGAUUCACCAAGCACUUAGAUAACUACGACAUUCUUAUUUCGUCAUUGAAAUAG
This is a messenger RNA of Lizanozyma spartinae, 2229 nucleotides long. RefSeq lists its product as uncharacterized. The coding region runs from base 1 to 2229 and encodes 742 amino acids. Lineage: Eukaryota; Fungi; Ascomycota; Pichiomycetes; Serinales; Debaryomycetaceae. Gene Ontology annotation, molecular function: protein binding. The transcript has a single exon. The record is from RefSeq and is a predicted model, not a curated record.